Molecule: messenger RNA, 930 nt
Organism: Lepisosteus oculatus (spotted gar)
Lineage: Eukaryota; Metazoa; Chordata; Actinopteri; Semionotiformes; Lepisosteidae
Product: olfactory receptor 52Z1P-like
Biological process (GO): detection of chemical stimulus involved in sensory perception of smell; G protein-coupled receptor signaling pathway
Cellular component (GO): membrane
Molecular function (GO): G protein-coupled receptor activity; olfactory receptor activity; odorant binding
Source: RefSeq, a predicted model, not a curated record
AUGUCUUACAACAGCUCAUCUAUGUUACUCCUGGAAAGAUUAAAUAUACCUCCAACUAGUGUCUAUCUAGUAUUUUUUCUGGGAAUGUUAAUUUAUGGCAUCAUUGUUUUCUGUAAUUCCAUUGUCCUUUUCACAAUUGCUCUGCAGAAGCAUCUAUAUCAACCCAUGUAUCUGCUGCUUUUCAAUCUACCCAUUAAUGAUUUAAUUGGGGCCACUGCCUUUCUUCCUCAAUUAAUGAAAGAAAUUUUGCUUGAUUCCAGAUCAAUAAGUUACCCGGCCUGUGUCACCCAGGCUUUCUUUGUACACCUUUAUGCUGUAGGCUCUCUGCUGAUACCUACAGCAAUGGCAUAUGAUAGGUAUGUUGCUAUAUGCUUCCCUUUAAGGUACAGUUCAAUCAUGACAAAUACCCAUUUAAUGAAAAUCAUUGCACUGCUCUGGGUAGUGAAUUUCAUUUUGAUAGCUGUGCUUUUGUCCUUGGUUGUGCGGUUGCCUCGAUGUCGAUUACUCAUAUCUAAUAUUUACUGUGAUAAUCCUUCCCUUGUGGCACUUGUGUGCUCUGACACCAGUAUAAAUAACAUCUAUGGGUUGUUUUUGACAGCUGUGGUGCAAGCUCUGGCUUUAGGCUCAAUUCUCUACACAUACAUGCAGAUACUUUACACAUGUCUGAGGAACAAGCACUCGGAUGCAAGGAGCAAAGCUGUUCAAACUUGCACACCACAUUUAGUUUCAUUCAUCACUUUAGAAAUGACAUCUUUUUACAGAAUACUUUCCUAUCGUUUUGAGAAGACACCCUCAUAUAUAUCGAAAGUUGUUGGGGUCUUAAUUGUAACAUUUCCCCCAACCCUGAACCCAAUUAUAUAUGGUCUGAAAAUAAAAGAGAUCAGAACAAGAAUACCAUUGAUUUUCAGACGAAAGGUGGCACACAUCUAA